AUGUUGUCCCGCUGCGCUCGACAACUGGCCGCCCCAGUAAUCAAGGGAGUUUUCCACCCUGUCCGCUGCACCAGCUCUAUUGCACACACCAUCAAGGUUGCUGAGAAGAUCGAGAAUACCCGUGAGCAAGCACUUCUUGGUGGAGGAAAGAAACGAAUCGAUGCUCAGCACAACAGAGGAAAACUCACCGCUCGCGAGCGUAUUGAUCUUCUUCUCGACAAGGGAUCGUUCCGUGAAUAUGACAUGUUCGCUGAGCAUACUUGCACCGACUUUGGAAUGCAGAAAGAGAAGUACCCAGGAGAUUCGGUUGUAACUGGACGCGGACAAAUCAACGGAAGAACUGUGUUUGUCUUCUCUCAAGACUUCACCGUGUUCGGAGGAUCCCUUUCGUCUAUUCAUGCCAAGAAGAUCGUCAAGAUCAUGAAGGACGCCCUGCUUGUUGGAGCUCCGGUUAUUGGCCUCAACGACUCCGGUGGUGCCCGUAUUCAGGAAGGAGUUGAAUCACUGGCUGGUUAUGCCGACAUUUUCCAGGCCAAUGUGAUGUCUUCUGGAGUUGUUCCACAAAUUUCACUUAUCAUGGGUCCAUGCGCCGGAGGAGCUGUUUACUCUCCAGCCUUGACUGACUUCACCUUCAUGGUUAGAGACACCAGCUAUCUCUUCAUCACUGGACCUGAUGUCGUGAAAGCCGUUACCAACGAGGAGGUCACUCAGGAGGAACUUGGAGGAGCUAAAACUCACACUGUCACCUCUGGAGUUGCUCAUGGAGCUUUUGACAACGAUGUAGACGCUCUCAUGAAUAUUCGUGAGCUCUUCAACUACUUGCCGUUGUCGAACAAAGACCCGUCGCCAAUCCGCUCGGCUGAUGAUCCAUGGGAUCGUCUUGUUCCAUCAUUGGACACUGUCGUUCCACUUGAAAGCACAGCUGCCUACAACAUGAAGGAUGUUGUCAACGCUCUUGUUGAUGAGGGAGACUUUUUCGAGAUCAUGCCCGACUAUGCCAAGAACUUGAUCAUCGGAUUUGCGCGCAUGAAUGGACGCACCGUGGGAAUCGUGGGAAACAACCCAAAGUUUGCCGCUGGAUGUUUGGACAUCAACUCAUCCGUCAAGGGAGCUCGCUUUGUCCGCUUCUGCGACGCCUUCAACAUUCCUCUCAUCACUCUUGUUGACGUUCCCGGAUUUUUGCCAGGAACCGCUCAGGAAUAUGGAGGUAUUAUUCGCCACGGAGCGAAACUUCUCUAUGCAUUUGCUGAGGCUACCGUUCCGAAGAUUACUGUCAUUACUCGUAAGGCGUUCGGUGGAGCUUACGACGUCAUGUCAUCGAAGCACCUUCGCGGAGAUAUCAACUACGCUUGGCCAACUGCUGAGGUUGCCGUCAUGGGAGCCAAAGGAGCCGUCUCAAUUUUGUUCCGCAAUGACAAGGAGCACGCUGCCCAGCAUGAAGAGGAAUACACUGAGCUCUUCAGCAAUCCGUUCCCAGCAGCUGUCAGAGGAUUCGUUGAUGACAUCAUUGUUCCGUCGGAGACCAGAAAGAAGAUCUGCGAAGAUUUGAACAUGCUUGAGAGCAAGCAACUCAAGAACCCAUGGAAGAAGCACGGAAACAUUCCACUCUAA
This is a messenger RNA of Caenorhabditis bovis, 1611 nucleotides long. NCBI's taxonomy places the organism in Eukaryota, Metazoa, Nematoda, Chromadorea, Rhabditida, Rhabditidae. The record is from the annotation of a GenBank genome assembly.